Molecule: messenger RNA, 1178 nt
Organism: Amborella trichopoda
Lineage: Eukaryota; Viridiplantae; Streptophyta; Magnoliopsida; Amborellales; Amborellaceae
Gene: RAD52-1
Product: cobalt ion binding protein
Biological process (GO): double-strand break repair via homologous recombination
Molecular function (GO): DNA binding
Source: RefSeq, a predicted model, not a curated record
UUCUCUUCAACAACACGUGUGCGAUCGUUUUCUCCCUCCACUUUUGCGUUUUGUUUCAUUUCCCUCCAAAACCUGAAAAAUCUCACUUUGGGUUUAGGGUUUAAACCUUUCCCCUACUAAAUCUCACAAAUUAAAUCCAUUGCUCUGAAACCUAAAGCAUCUAGAAACCCUAUCUUCACCUAAAUUUAUUCAAAAAAAUGUCUCCAUAGAUGCAAAAAACUCCAUUGAUGUACCCUAAUUCACUGGAAUCCCUGCAAAACAUCCCAUAAAUUAAACCCAAAACCAGUUAAUUACAUUAACCCUAGGUCGCCAUUCUCAAACCUCGGCCUAACGCAUAUUCUUUGUGAAAAAAUGGCUCUAACUAGGGCUUCGACUCAAAGCUUGAGAAAUCAGAGCAAAAUUACACUGCCACUUCAAUAUCUGCGCUUCUAUGGUAGGGUUUCAGCUUCUUCAUCAUCGUCUCAGUUUUCGAAAGAGGUGGUUGCAGAGAACGAUGCACAAGAUGUUCAAUCAGAAGGGAUCAGCCGUCCAUUAUCUGAGAUCCUCAGAGAACUGAACAGGAAAAUUCCUGAUUCAUUCAUAAAGGUCAGAGUGGAAGAUGGGUUCUCCAUCAAAUAUGUUCCAUGGCAUAUUGUUAAUCGGAUAAUGAAUCUACAUGCUCCAGAAUGGUCUGGCGAGGUUAGGGGCAUCACAUAUUCUGCUGAUGGCAAGUCUGUCUCUGUUAUAUAUCGUGUAACACUUUACGGAACUGAUGCAGAGAUUUAUCGGGAAUCAACUGGGACUGCUCCCUUAGAUGAUACUGGUUAUGGAGAUCCUGUGCAAAAGGCUGAAGCCAUGGCAUUUCGUCGAGCUUGUGCACGGCUCGGCUUGGGGCUUCAUCUUUAUCACGAAGAUGCAGUCUAGGAUGGAACACCAUGUUACUUUUUGCCUGCUUUUUUGAAUGGUUAAGACAAGAAAGAAAAAGCAGCCCAAUUGCCUUUACUCAGGUAUGCACACUUCUCUCUAGUGCUUUCAAUUUUGGACAUUCAUACAAGCAUAUAGGGUAAGGGUAUCCUCCUGUUUAUGUUUGUAACUCGUGAAUUAAUCAAUCCAUGUAUAUUUGGUCGUGCCAUCUUUCAUGUGCGAUCAUUGUAAACCUCACUUGUGUUUGUAUGUGGAACUGUAACAUUGUUUUCCUA